Molecule: messenger RNA, 4643 nt
Organism: Notechis scutatus (mainland tiger snake)
Lineage: Eukaryota; Metazoa; Chordata; Lepidosauria; Squamata; Elapidae
Source: RefSeq, a predicted model, not a curated record
CAUAGUUGUGGAUUCCCGUCAGAGUGGUCUCAGGUACCGGGUGGAUGGAUGGGCGCCUGGGCGGCGGGACAUAUGUCUUCUGUUUUUCAGUGGUUGCAUAGAAAUUUAAAUCCGCGGAAAGGGCGCGGUGUGUUAGUGAGUAUCAGUGCUCUGAGCCGAGGAUGUAGCAGCCGGCGCCCUUCCCCACCCACUGGUAGGGAGAAAUGGGAGGACCCAGUGGUGCCCAUGAACCCACAGCCUUUCUCAGUCUUUGCGAUGACUACGCCUUGGAAAGAUAUUUUGCAAAAUGUGCAGCUCAUUCAAUAUGUGGCUCCCAUUGCAAUAGACAGAGCACUACUUGAAGGUGUUCUAAUGAGGACUAAAGAUGACCCCAAUGCUUCUGAUGUUGUGAAUUUUGCACCUUUUACACUGUUCCCAUCUCCAGUAUCAAAAAGUCUGCUUGAACAAGCCUAUUCCACUCAACAAGACUUUAAUCUACUAGUGGAUAAAGUUAGUCAGGAUACAGAAUUCCUAGAGUGCACUCUUGCCAGUAUCAUUAAAGUGGAUGACUUUACAGCUCAACUGUUUAAAAUUUACAAGCAGGUUUUGGAUGAAGGAAUUGCUCAGUCAUUGGUUUUAGGAAUCAAUCGCUCUGAUUACAUGUUUGACUAUGGUGCAGAUGGUUCUCCAGCUCUAAAACAAGUAGAGAUAAAUACCAUUGCUGCAAGUUUUGGAGGCCUCACAUCUCGAACCACUACAGUACACCGGCAUGUGCUGAAUGUUUUGGGGAAAUCAAAGGACGCCUCCAAACUGCUUUCCAAUAAUCCAUCAAAAGGAAUUGCUAUGGGCAUUGCAAAAGCUUGGGAACUCUACGGCUCAGAUAGAGCAGUGGUGAUGUUUCUGGUUGAAGAGGCUCAGAAAAAUAUUUUUGACCAACGUUGUAUAGAAAAUGAAUUAUGGAUAAGGAAUAUCAAGGUGAUCCGAAAAAGUUUUAAAGAUGUGUUUGAAAAAGCAUCCUUGGACAGUGAAAAGAAACUGUAUAUAGAUGGGGAGGAAGUAGCAGUGGUAUAUUACAGGGAAGGCUAUAUGCCAACAAGUUACAAUGAACAGAACUGGGAAGCACGGUUAUUACUGGAAAAGUCCAAAGCAGUUAAGUGUCCUGAUAUAGCUACACAGCUGGUUGGAACCAAAAAAGUUCAGCAGGAACUCAGCCGACCAGGAGUCCUGGAAAGAUUCUUGCCAAACGAACCAGAAGCAGUGGCUCGAUUGAGAGCAACAUUCACAGGUCUCUACUCUUUGGAAAUGGAUGAAGAGGGUGAUAAAAUGGUUGCCAUUGCUAUUGCUGACCCAGAUCGAUUUGUGUUAAAACCACAAAGGGAAGGAGGAGGGAAUAAUCUCUAUGGAGAUGAGCUCAAACAAGUUCUGGAGAAAAUUAAGGACAGUUCUGAGAGGACUUCUUAUAUUCUCAUGGAUAAGAUAAAGGCUCUCCCAACACUAAAUUACUUAUUGAGGGCUCAUUGUCCACUGAAAAUAUCAGAAUGUGUGUCUGAAUUGGGAAUCUUUGGAGUCUAUAUCAGACAUGGUCAGAAGUUUGUGCUGAACAAGCAUGUGGGUCAUCUCUUGAGAACAAAGGCUAUGGAACAUGCAGAUGGUGGAGUGGCAGCUGGUGUAGCUGUCUUGGAUACUCCCUAUGUGAUAUAAAAAAGGGACUUCGUAAUCAAACUUAAAAUUCUGUUUAAUAAUUUGCAGUCCUACUCAGAAAAUAGAGGAUUCUAAAUUACCUACAUUGAAAUUUUCUGAUGCACGUCAUGGACGUACUGUGCUUUUAAAAAUCAUGGUCAACUGGUUGAUAAGCAUCUCCUAAAAGAGCAUGUGGAUUUCUGAUAGCAGAAAAUAUUCUUGAUAACUUUCUACAUAUUCAAAAUGUAAUUCCAUUUUUCUCAGAGUAGCAUUAAGGAAUGAAAUUCUUCCAGAAUUACAGUCUUUUGGGAAACUUCUGUUUCACUCUGUUUCUGCCUAAAAAUGACCUGAGAACAAAUAAGAAUCGUGUAUCCAUAUUGGUUUUUAUGGUGCUUUUGAUGAGCUCCUUUAAAAGAUGCACAAACACUAGCAUUGGAUAAAGGGACAUAAUAAAAAUUUCAGUUUCAGUGAUUCUCUGCAGCCAUCUAUUUUAUAAAGCAACAAACCUAAGAAAAAGGUGAAAGAUGUGUUUAGUAGGAAAUUAUUUCAAAACCAACUCUUAACAUGCAAAACGUCUAUAGCAGCCAGGUUUACUAGAACUAAUUUGAGCUAAAAAUAGUAGUGAAACUCAUCAGUUCUGACUAUUUCAUGUCUGAGUAAAUGAUAGGUGAUUACAAAAAAUGUGUCAAUACUUCUUGAAAAAGAAAGCAAAUGUGUAAUAUAUUUAGAAAUCAGAUCUACUGAUGUGAGGAACAUAUAUAUUAAUAUAGUUAUUUUUUUAAAACUCAAGAUUCUUAAAUCUCCAAAAGCUGUGAAACAAUGGAAUUUUUUGUUGCAGAAAACUGAAUAUUCUUCUUGUAAUAGCACUGACGGUAUAAUAUCUUUUCAGCCUUUCACACCUUUAUCACUUUGCUUUAAAAAGAUGACAUCUCUAUAUGUCUCUGUUGUUCAAGAGCACUGUCUCACUUUACACAUAGAUAUCUUGACUACAGCCUUAAUGCAUUUUAGAGGACAGACUUAGAGAAUUAAUGGAGCUAUAUGAGGGCAUAAGUAUUAAGAAUCAGUAGAAUAAUUUUCUAAAUAAUAUACUUGAUAUCGAUUGGAAAUUAUUCUGAAAAAUAAUGGGUGACAAUUGGGUCUGCCACCCCCACUUUUCCUCCUAAGAUUAAGACCAGGGGGGUACCUUGUUGAUAAAAGUUGACUGCAACCAAUUAAUAAUCGAUACCACAACAAGGAUAUGCAUUGCUUUGGAUUCAAAGGCAAAAACAUGCCCUGGGGGCACAGGGACAUUUACACAACACAGCUUUGCAAUUUUUUAAAGCAGCCACCUCUUCUUGGGGUUGCAUGGUUGAUGUCUGCAAUUGCAACACACUCCUAGAAAAAGAUGUACUUCGUUUAGGGAGAUGCAGCCAGGUGCUGGUACAUCCUCCAAAUCACCUGUUUGCCUUUGAAUCCAAAGCAAUGUACAGCCCUGAUAAUGAGUCGCAAUUUGAAAACAGGUAGUCCUCGACCCACAGUAGUUUGUUUAAUGAUCGUUCAAAAAGAGCACUGAAAAAAAUAACUUAUGACCAUUUUUCAGUUACAACCAUUCCAGCAUCUCCAUGGUCAUGUGAUCAAAAUUCAGACACGUGGCAAUUUAGUCAUGACAGCUGGGGACAUGUGAUCACCUUUUGCUACCUUCUGAAAAGCAAAAUCAAUGGGGAAGCAAGAUUUACUUAACCCUAUUAGUAAUUUAAUAACUGCAGUGAUUCAGUUAACAACUGUGGCAAGAAAGCAUAAAAUGGAACAAAACUCAACAACUGUCUUGCUUAGCCACAAAAAAAAUUGGGUUUAAUUGUGGUUGUACGUUGAGGACUAUCUGUAAAGUGUUUAAUAGAAAUCUUACUUUAUAGAACCAGUUAUGUUGGGGCCUUUUUAGUAGACCCUUUAACUGUUAGGUUUACUAAUUUAUAAACAAAUGCAAACGGAAGAAACGAUGCUAGAAAUGUUAAGCAAAACAGGUGAGACUCCUGGUUUAUCAUUCAAAACAAGGAACAUAAAACAUGUGUAAUAGGUUUUAUCUUUUUAAUUUAUUCCAAUUAAAACAUUUUUCCCAUUUUCCCAGCCAUAUUUAUAUCAUUCUGUGUCCAAAAAUAAGAGGAAUUUGUAUCAACAGCAUUUAGUAAGCCACUGGCCUACUAACGGUGCUGUAGAACACAGUUAUAUGCAUAUCAAUGUUGCAGAUCACACACAAGUACACUUGGACUACCACCAGCAGAUUAAAAAAUGAAAAAUAUACUCAUGAGCAAAGAUAAAGCAAUGGUCACAGUAGUCAAAUACACAAUAUGAGGGGCAUACAGAUGUAAGUUGUUCUAUGGAUAAUGCAGACAUCUUCAGGGAUGCAACAACAUAGUUAUCACAGGCAAAAAAAUGUUUCAGAUAGUAAAUAGCAGUUUCCAAUACAAAGACAUUUCAAGGUGAACAGCACUAUGUGCUGUAAUGCCUUGGAAAUUUUGAAACAAACCUUUCCCAUUGUAUAUAUUUAUUAAUCUGCAAGGAUUAAAGAGUUCACAUUUUCCUCACCUAAGUACCCAUAUCAGAUCUAAAACUAAAUUUGAUUUUGCCUUUGCUCUUUCAAUGGGAACCACUCUAAUUUCAAGAAGCAAGAAUAAUGAACUAUGAAUAAAGUCAUCUAACUGAAGAAAAUGUGUCUGCUGUUUGGUGGCCAUUUUUCUUUCUUUCAUAAGAGCAGCAGCUUGACUUUGGUCAUACACAGGAUCUACACCUGGAAGACAUUUCUUCAGUGUAACCAGACCAUUCCAACAGUCCAGAAUCUCUGAAUAUAUUUAUUCAUUUCCUUUAUGUGAUUGUGGAACACAAGCUGAUCAGACAAUGACUUCCUUUAAUAUUUAUAACAUCUGUUGCUCACCCAUUAAUGAAAAUAGUUAUAUCUCCCCAGAUUCAACCGGCAUUGACAUUGCACCAAAUAUUUCUAGCCAAAAAAA